AUGAAGGAAGAGGGUCCUCUGCGACGUAGGUUUUCCUCAUGUGCUGGGGUUUCGUCUGGUGUGCUUCCUUCACGAUCUGCUGUCCGAAAACUUGUCCGGAAUGCUUCAUUUGGAGGCUACAAUGAACUUUCUCCGGCUUUACCAGGUUUUGAUAGAGGGAAGGAUGAUGUGUCACAAAGUAAAGAAGAUUCAGCACAUUCAAUGUCAAAAAGCAAGUCUGAAUCCAAGCUUUACAAUGGCUCCGAUAAGGACAUCUCCUCUACUGCAAACAAGCUUACAAAAAAGGAGUCUCUCAAGGUUCAAAAGAAAAAUUACAGAGAAGAGAAGAAGAGAGCUACAAAAGAAUUGCUUAGCACAAUCACAGACCCAUCAGUCAUUGUUAUGGCUGACUGGCUGAAGAUUCGUGGUACAUUGAAAAGCUGGACCAAACUGUGGUGUGUGCUAAAACCAGGAGUAUUACUCAUUUACAAAAACCCCCAAAAUGGCCAGUGGGUUGGAACAGUGCUCCUGAAUGCUUGUGAACUCAUUGAGCGGCCUUCCAAAAAAGAUGGCUUUUGUUUCAAACUUUUCCAUCCCUUGGAACAGUCCAUCUGGGCUGUUAAGGGUCCUAAAGGCGAAGCAGUUGGUUCUAUAACUCAGCCAUUACCCAGCAGUUACUUGAUCAUUCGAGCAGCUUCAGAAUCGGAUGGCAGGUGUUGGAUGGAUGCUUUGGAACUGGCUUUGAAAUGUUCUGGUCUGCUUAAACGUACAAUGAUUAGAGAAGGUAAAGAGCAUGAUUUGAAUUCGUCAGCAGACAGCACCCAUGUUUCUCUCUAUGGUUUACUACGUGCUACCAACUUACCCAAUACAGAGACAUUUCCAUUAAAUUAUAGUGAAAUUGAAAGGCAUCACUUUAAAGAUCAAGAUGUAUACUCUGACAAAUCUGAUAAGGAAAAUGAUCAUGACCAUGACGAGUCUGAUAAUGAUGGCCUGGGGAAAAGUGAAGAAAGUGACACCGACACAUCAGAGCGACAGGAUGACUCUUAUAUUGACCAAGAACCUGUUGAUUUUAUCAGGGAAACUACCUAUAUGGAACAGGUUCACGAAGAACUUGGAGAGGCAGGAGAGGCCUCUCAAACAGAAACCGUGUCAGAAGAGAACAAAAGCCUGAUCUGGAUGCUAUUGAAACAAGUUCGUCCAGGAAUGGACCUCUCCAAGGUUGUACUGCCUACAUUUAUCUUGGAACCUCGCUCUUUCCUGGACAAACUGUCUGAUUACUACUAUCAUGCAGACUUCUUGUCUGAGGCUGCUCUUGAAGAGAAUGCUUAUAAUCGUAUGAAGAAAGUAGUAAAAUGGUAUUUGUCAGGAUUCUACAAAAAGCCAAAGGGACUAAAGAAACCAUACAAUCCUAUACUGGGUGAGACUUUCCGCUGCAUGUGGAUUCAUCCCAGGACAAACAGCAAGACUUUCUACAUAGCUGAACAGGUAUCUCAUCAUCCCCCAGUAUCUGCCUUCUAUGUUAGCAACCGAAAGGAUGGGUUUUGCCUUAGUGGUAGUAUUCUGGCCAAAUCCAAGUUCUAUGGGAAUUCAUUAUCUGCCAUAUUGGAUGGAGAAGGUCGGUUAAUGUUCCUGAAUAGGGGAGAAGAUUAUAUAAUGACCAUGCCAUAUGCACACUGUAAAGGAAUUCUUUAUGGCACAAUGACUUUAGAGCUUGGGGGAAUUGUCAACAUUGCAUGUGAGAAAACUGGAUACAGUGCAACAAUUGAAUUCAGACUAAAGCCAUUUUUGGGCAACAAUGACAGUGUUAAUCAAAUAUCAGGAAAAAUUAAACUGGGCAAAGAAGUUCUGGCUACUUUGGAAGGCCACUGGGACAGUGAAAUUAUUAUUAGUGACAAAAAGACAGAUGUUUCAGAGACCUUCUGGAAUCCAACUUCAGAGAUCAAACAGCGCAGAUUAACAAGAUACACAGUGAAAUUUGAUGAACAAGAUGACUUUGAGUCAGAGAAGCUUUGGCAACAAGUGACCCGAGCUAUAAACAACAAAGAUCAGACAGAAGCAACUAAUGAGAAAUGUAUUCUGGAGGAUGCUCAGAGAAAGGCUGCCAAAGAGAGGAAACUGAAGGGUGAAGGAUGGACCUGCAAACUCUUUGAACAGGAUUUAAUCACAGGAGAUUGGCACUACAAAUACGCAGAAACCAGACCAUGGGAUCCACUGAAUGAUAUGAUACAGUUUGAAAAAGAUGGUGCCAUCCAAACAAAAGUCAGGCAUCGGACACCAAUGGUUAGUGUUCCAAAAAUAAAACGAAAACCAACCAGUCAGUCGAAGAAAGAAUGUGGAUUCUCCUCUCCAGAACCUGAUAACCAGGACUCCUCUGGAAGUGAAGCACAACUACUAAAGCAUAAUACAAGAAUCAGAAAGAAGGGGAUAGACCUUGGUGAACUACAAAGUGCCAUUGAAUCUAUAAAGGAAACACAAGAAGACAUUAAGAGGGAUAUUAUGGCUCUACGGAAUCGUGUUACUUCAAAUUCACCACCCCAGGAAAACAAUUUCUUGCAGUUUAAGCACUAUGUCUUUAUUUUUCUCAUGGUUCUGCUGCAACUUAUCAUCAAUUUCUUAUUCAAAUAGAAGCUCUAAACAAAAGACUCUUUGAACAGAAUACUUACUGGGACCACAUUUUCAGUUGGUUUGGACUUUAAAUGAUGCAAUAUUAUCUAGAAGAGCCCUGUAGUUAAAACUUAACUUUGCCUCAAAUCUUUAUGCGCACAUGGAUCAAGAUCUGUUGUAUUCUUGCCUAGCCAGUUGAAGUGGGAAAUGUGUAAGUGCCAGUACUCUCUUGCUCUUUGUGUAUGCCUCUCUCAAACACAACCAUAGUCUUGUAUCUAUAUUAUCUUAUUGGCUGUACUGACAAAUUUCAACACAGAAAUGUCACACUCAGAAUUCAGAAAUACGUUCCCCUCUCAGGGAGGACAUGUAAUUUCUGUUGAAGAGAAAUUGAUAAAAGAACUGAUCUUUUAUCAUUUAAAUUUACCAUUUUGUAACAAAAUAACCAGACUUGCUAUUUUUUGAAACUAUGGAGAAAAAUGUGGUCCAAACCAAACAAAAUAAAUACAGUAUUAAGCGCCAUAAGUAAUAUGAAUUGGCUCAAUACAGAUGUUAAGGCUUUACCUGAAAUCUUUGUGUCUUUAAUGCUCUGAUUUAAUAUAUGGAGUAUUUUAACUCUAGAUUAAGGUGGUGAUAUACAAAUAACUAUUUUCUUGGUUGACCACGUUAUAAAAACUCUUACAUUAUACACAGAAUGAAUUGUACAACUAUACAAUACUCAUAGAGACUAUUUUGUUAAUGGCCUACCUGUACUUUCAUUAUGAACCCAUAUGUCAUAGAUCUAUAGAAUUGCUAUUACAUUUUUCUCAGUUUACUAAACUUCAAUUAAAUUGUAUGAGUACUUCCAAUAAGUUGAAGAUAAAGACUAUUGCUAUCAGAUACUUCAUUUGGUGUUUCUGUAACUCAGAAAAAAUAUUAUCAUGCAAAGUUAUGUUUAGUGUUAAGGACUUGAUUUUAUGCACCCAAAUGAAAGGCAGAUUAGAACUAAAAGUUGAGUCCUAUUGUUAGGUUUCCACUGAUAAUUUUAAUAAGAUACGCUGCAACAACCUUUAGCUGAUCUAAGAGUAAGAUGAAGUCCUAAAUAUUCAUUAAAUUCCUCAUUAUUGCCAUAUAUACACACUGUGAAACUCAUCCCUUAUUUCACAAUUGUGCAAACUAAAAAUAUAGAAGUUGGAUUUGGAUUUCAAGUGUGACUUUUAUUCUAACUAGAGUUUUGGUCUUAAUUUAUAUAUUUGCAAACAAUUAAUUUUAAGCAAAAUGUAGGUGCCAGCAUUUACAGAGAUAUCUUUGCUCCCAUUUUGACCCAUCUGCACACUUUAAAAGGAGCUCUAGAAUCUCCUUUUAACUCCUAGACCUUCCCAGCAGUAUCCCCUCUUAAGCUGCGUGGCAGCACAGCUUCAAAGGUGAUUAAUCAGCCCAGUCCAGUCAGUCAGCUCUGUGCAUGGAGCCCUGAGCCUCUGACUGGGUGGGGCUGAUAGAUCACCUGUGAAGAUGUGCGGCUGCGUAGCUUAGAGUUAACACUUUUCCAGGUGUAGAUUCUAUGAAAGAUGGCCAUAAGAAUGUUUUCCAGGAAGCCCCCUGAAAUCUUUGCAUGUGGGGAGCAGAGCUCCAGGGCUGCAGAGGUUCUGGGGCAAUGCUGUUGCUGAUGAAGCAACCUUUCAGAAACAUCCUAGCUUCAACAGACCUGAGGGCUAUCUAGGUUACACGGUUGGCCUCUCCAGCCUCUAGAAUAGCUCAUGAUUGGAAGACUGCAAAGGUGUUUGAAAGCCACCUUCCCUUGCACUGAAAGUCCCAUGGUCCACCAAUUUCAUUCAAUGUUAAUGUUAAAGUAAAAUUUAAUUAGAUUUGUGCUUUGUCUAGCCAACUUUUAUCUUUCAGUGUCCCUAACUUAUAGGUGCCUCCUCUUCCUGUCCCCUUCUCUCUUUCCUUCCACAUGAGAUAAAUUUUACUCUUUAAGCUUAAAUUUGAUAAUUUCCCAUCCUCUUAGUCAAUGCAGUUUUUGUCUUGAACCACUCUCUACAGAACAAUUAUUUAACACAACUGUAAUGGACAGUAGUAUAUUACAGAAAGAGCUUUACCCUAAACAGGCAAUAAUUCAACACAAUAAGUCCCCAAUACAAAUUAAAGUUGGCAGCCAUGUGUAAAAAAUUAGCCGAUAUAACACAAAGGGUAGGUUGAAAUAUGAAAAUAGAAUGUUGUAAUAUUGAUUUGACAUUGUCAGUAUUCAAUAGAGGUUGUUAUUACACUACCUACACAGGCUACAUCUAGACUACAUUCCUCUUUCAACAGAAGAAUGUAAAUGAAGGACUUCAAAAUUGCAAAUGAAGUGCUG
Pelodiscus sinensis (Chinese soft-shelled turtle) is the source of this 4912-nucleotide messenger RNA. NCBI's taxonomy places the organism in Eukaryota, Metazoa, Chordata, Testudines, Trionychidae. The record is from RefSeq and is a predicted model, not a curated record.